ACUGCCAACUUGCCUUUGUCAUCCAAGGUCCAAAAUGUAAGAUAAGCAGUUGGACCAAUUCUGAGAUUGCAUGGUUUAAUAGCGUCUCCCUUCUGAAUUCCCUUGCUGAAUAUUCUCUCAAUAGCACUCCGCUACCAUUUAUCCUUCAGCUCUUCAGUGUUCAGACUUAAAAGCAAAAGAAAAGAGGAAAAAGCUUCCAGCUUGAAGAAAAUGGAGAAGUCUGGCUAUGGCAGAGAUGGGAUAUUCAGAUCUCUGAGGCCACCUUUCGUCCUUCCCAAACCCUUGGACAACAAUCUUUCCAUGGUCUCAUUUUUGUUCAGGAACAUCUCAUCGUAUCCAGAUAAACCAGCCCUUAUAGACUUCCAUACUGGCCAAACCUUAACUUUCAUUCAAUUCAAAUCAAUCGUUUCCAAAGUCUCUUAUGGCCUAUUUCACCAUCUGGGCAUCAACAAAAACGAUGUUGUUUUGAUCUUUGCUCCCAAUUCAAUCCAGUUCCCCAUUUGUUUCUUUGGGAUAAUCGCUAUAGGUGCCAUAGCCACCACCGUUAAUCCCAUUUACACAGUUUCUGAGCUUUCCAAACAAGUCAAAGACUGCUCCCCUAAGCUUAUCAUCACUGUCCCUGAAUUGAUUUCCAAAGUUUCUGGUUUUAAUUUGCCGAUUUUGCUCCUGGGGUCAGAUAAAAAUCAAGACUUUGGCAGUAAAUUAUCCGGGAAAGUCCUGUUUUUUGCUGACUUGAUCAGGAUAGUUGGGCCAAUGAACUGGGAUAUCUCUAGUACUGUUAUUAAGCAAUCGGACACUGCUGCAUUGUUGUACUCUUCUGGGACAACUGGUAUAAGCAAAGGUGUAGUCUUGACGCAUGGGAAUUUUAUUGCUUCCUCAUUGAUGGUGACUGCUGAUCAAGAACUUGCAGGGGAAUUGCAUAAUGUGUAUUUGUGUGUUCUGCCUAUGUUUCAUGUUUUUGGGCUUGCUGUUAUCAUGUAUGCACAGCUGCAGAGGGGUAAUGCUGUUGUUUCAAUGGGAAAGUUUGAUCUGGAAAUGGUUUUGAAAGCUGUUGAAAAGCACAGGAUCACUCAUAUGUGGGUUGUGCCACCAAUCAUAUUAGCUUUGGCUAAGAAUAGUGUGGUUAAGAAGUAUGAUUUGUCAUCCUUGAAGCAGAUUGGAUCAGGGGCUGCACCACUGGGGAGGGAAUUGAUGCAAGAAUGUGCUAAAAAUUUCCCUCAUGCUCUGGUUUUUCAGGGCUAUGGUAUGACAGAGACUAGUGGGAUCGUCUCAGUGGAGAAUUCAAAUUUAGGCGCUAGACACUCUGGCUCAGCAGGAAUGCUUGUUCCAGGAGUUGAAGCUCAAAUAGUUAGUGUGGAGAAAUCGAAGCCUCUUCCUCCAGGCAAGUUAGGUGAAAUCUGGGUUCGGGGACCAAACAUGAUGCAAGGUUAUUUCAACAACCCACAAGCCACAAAGCUCACCAUCGAUAAACUGGGAUGGGUGCAUACUGGUGAUCUUGGAUAUUUUGACGAGGAAGGACAGCUAUAUGUAGUUGAUCGUAUUAAAGAACUCAUCAAGUACAAAGGUUUUCAGGUUGCACCUGCAGAGCUUGAGGGGCUGCUAGUUUCUCACCCUGGAAUAUUAGAUGCUGUUGUCAUCCCAUUUCCUGAUGCUGAAGCUGGUGAAGUCCCAGUUGCUUAUGUUGUCCGCUCUCCCAAUAGCUCACUGACUGAAGAAGAUAUUAAAAAGUACAUUGCAGAUCAGGUUGCGCCUUUCAAAAGACUGCGAAGGGUGACAUUCAUUAACAGCGUCCCAAAGUCAGCUUCAGGCAAGAUUCUUAGAAGAGAACUUAUUGAAAAAGUGAGAUCAAAGAUUUAGGAUUCUGUUGCAUGUUUAUUGCAUGGUCCGUGUUAAACAGAAGAAUGGCACUAUUCUAUGAGUGCUAAUGUCGUAAUAAAACAGAACAAUUCAUCUCUUUUGUUGUAGAAUCUUGAUGACUAAUGUCUUCUCUUCAUUCUUUUA
This is a messenger RNA of Coffea eugenioides, 2001 nucleotides long. RefSeq names its product 4-coumarate--CoA ligase-like 7. NCBI's taxonomy places the organism in Eukaryota, Viridiplantae, Streptophyta, Magnoliopsida, Gentianales, Rubiaceae. Gene Ontology annotation, molecular function: CoA-ligase activity. The record is from RefSeq and is a predicted model, not a curated record. Bases 211 to 1857 code for a protein of 548 amino acids. The transcript has 6 exons.